This is a messenger RNA of Penicillium subrubescens, 1185 nucleotides long. Its product is annotated as NAD(P)/FAD-dependent oxidoreductase. The coding region runs from base 1 to 1185 and encodes 394 amino acids. Lineage: Eukaryota; Fungi; Ascomycota; Eurotiomycetes; Eurotiales; Aspergillaceae. Gene Ontology annotation, molecular function: flavin adenine dinucleotide binding; electron-transferring-flavoprotein dehydrogenase activity. The record is from RefSeq and is a predicted model, not a curated record. Gene Ontology annotation, cellular component: cytoplasm. The transcript has 6 exons.
AUGGCAGGUGCAACGCUUCGGAAUAUCAUCGUCGUUGGAGGCUCCUUCGUGGGGCGGUCUACCGCUCAGGAGCUUUCAAAGAUCAUCCCACCGACUCACAGAGUUCUCCUAGCAGAGGCUCACAGCCAUUUCCACCAUCUUUUCACGUUCCCUCGAUUUGCUAUUGUUCCUGGCCAAGAACAUAAAGCUUUCAUUCCAUACAGUGGACUCUUCUCAAGCGCAACGAAUCCCGCUGCCCAUGACGUAGUCCAAGCGCGUGUCACAUCCAUCCAAAAAGAUUAUAUCGAGCUUGAUCGCGAGUGGCAGGGCUCAAAACAGAUUCCUUUCGAUUAUGUUGUUGUCGCGACUGGAACUCGGCUCUCAAAGCCUGCCGCUAUGGAGCACGACGAUAAGCAGUCCUCUGUUGAGUAUUUGCAAAAGCACCAAGCCGAUGUCAAGCGAUCAAAAUCUAUUCUCAUCGUUGGAGGUGGCGCGGUUGGUGUCCAAAUGGCGACUGACCUUAAAGAGUACUACCCGGAGAAGGAGGUGACGGUUGUCCAGUCACGGCCUCGCGUUAUGCCGAACUUUCACCCUCGACUGCACGAAAUUAUUGAGAAGCGGUUCGAGGAAUUGGGAAUCCGACUGAUCACUGGAUCUCGUGUGAAGAUUCCUCCCUCUGGUGGCUUCCCUAACGACGGAACUACGUUCGAUGUGGAGCUCAUGAACGGCACUACAGAAUCGACCCAGUUAGUGAUUUUAGCAACGGGACAAACCCCUAACAACCAACUAGUCGCUCAUUUGGAACCUUCGGUGAUCAACCCAGAUAAUGGAUUUAUUCGGGUCCGACCAACGAUGCAAUUCCUCAAUGACGAGUACUCAAAUAUGUUUGCCGUUGGAGAUAUUGCCGAUACUGGAGCGCAGAAAGCAGCACGACCGGGUGCUGCCCAGGCUGCCGUGGUUGCAAAGAAUAUCCAGUCUUUGAUCGAGGGGCGGAGUGCAGAGGAACAGUUUGUGAAGGGACCCGGAGCUAUCCACAUUACACUAGGCAUGAAAUACAACAUGAUUUUCCGGAACCCGAACACCGCAGAGGGUCAAACUGAGCCGUCGAUCAAUGAGAAGAAUGAUGGUCAAGAGGACAUGAAUGUAGAGGGCAUGUGGCAACGAAUGGGAAUUACGGUUGACAACCCUCGUCAAUAUCAUCUCUAG